CUCUGUUUGUACACGUGGUUCUUGAUCCCGCCCUCGACAUUCAAGGUUGCUCUGGUUAGCGAAUUUCCCUGCACACUCCGGCCAUCGCAACACGUCAAUCAUGCAAAUCAGAACCCUCGCCCCGCUCGCCCUGUCUCUCGCGACGAUCUUCCCUGGUCUAUUUGUCAAUGCAGCAAGCGUGAGCCAUACUGGUCUGCAAUCUUCCUCCGCACGCGCCGCCGCCGGAAGCAAGUAUACGAAAGCGCACUCACUGGGCGACUCUUACAAGUUCGACCCACGCGACGGAUGGCGAACGCUCAACGCCAGUGAUGCCCAGUACAAGUACCGACGCGACAAGGCUCCCGCUCUCAAGGCGAACGACAAGUCGAAGGCAGUGGGCCCUCUCAAGACAAUCUCGGAUGGGGUGCAAGUGCUGAGUGGUAUAUGGAAGGGUCUCAAGGGCAUCGGUUCUCCUUCCUCAGUGACGAUCACUUGGUACACGGGUCACGAUCUUCUCAAUCCGAGUUGUUGGGCGAAGACCGACUGGGCUCCUACGGACCAGUCUUUCGUUUGUGCUGUGACGAUGGAGGGCUGGACGGACAAACCUCAGUGUUUCAAGUUCAUCGAAAGUAUGUCAAUUCGACAGGAAAGCAGUGCUCAUUCAUCAUGCGUUCAGUAUGCAAUAAACCACAAAAAUGCAUCUUUGUUCGCGUCGUCGAUACUUGCGCAGGCUGUCGCACGGGUUCUCAACAUCUUGACCUUACGCGAAGGGGAUUUGCAGAACUUGCCGAUCUUGACACAGGUAUUCUUACUGUCUCUUGGCGGGAAGCCUCUGGCCCAGAUGAUUGGAGCGAAGAUCUCUGGGGACCCAAAAGCUGAGCGACACACUCCAUCAACAACCUAGAUUCGUCUGCACAUACUACUGUACUUCUAUCUCACACUGUAGCAUUCAUUGUAACUAUCCAUUUCAACCCUAUGCCUGCAAAGUGACGCGCUUACGCUUCUUCCCUUCGGCAAUCUUAGCCUUGACCUUUUCCUCGUCCAUGCCCUCUUCCUCGUAGAACUGUGCGACUCGCUGAGAGUCAUUGCGCCGGCGGAUGUACUGUAGAGCUGCAAGGUUAUAUCCGAUGAGAUCCUUCUGUCUCUGCAGAGCACUGCGCAGAUUCUUCCGCAAGGGCAUCAGUGCAGUCCUCAUGAUACGAUUGGCGACGAUCUGAUGGUGAUGUGUUUUCAGCAAGAAGAAGAGAACGCGAGAGACGAGUGUGAUAUUCCAGUCCUUAGGCCUGGGGUCAGCGACGGUCACACUGAGCAGAAAGGACCUCACUCGUUGAGCCCAGAUGUUCAAGUAGUUCAUUAGCGAAACAACUUUGCCAAAAGGCAAAACGAGCAGAGCGUCCAAUAACGCUGUGCUCUGAACUCUUUCAACGACACGAAGAACCCAGGCUUCGGGCUCCAGGUCGUACGCGGCCAGUACAGCAUUCCGGGGCGGCGGUGCAAGCUGAAGAGAUUCGUUCUGUCCCCGAGAAACGGCCUCCUCGUAUUCUCGGAAAAUGGCUCGCUCCCCGUCGGCGAGAUCCAACGCUUCAAUGAUGCGCUCUCCGGCCAUGAGGGUUUCGGUCGUCUGCUUGGAAACAGUAGUGGCCUCUGUCGCCGGUCUCUCUGAAUCCUGGUUGAGUCCUAGCGGUCCGCCCGAUUCCUUGUUCAGUGUGUCCGCGAUCCCAGUUUCAUAGAUCUUCUCCAGUUCUUUUUCCCUCUCCUCUUCGAGGAACAACUGAAAGCAGUGUUGGCAAACCUCCGCAUGCAGGGGAAAGAUGACCUACAGGCUCGUCUAACUUCUCCCAGACACGGAUCGAUUUGUCAUGCGAUCCGGUGACUACGAAGUCACCGCGGUUGCUCAGCGUCAAAGCCCAAACUUCGCUAUGAUGGCCGUCUAGUUUUUGGAUGUUUUCG
This is a messenger RNA of Mycena citricolor, 1929 nucleotides long. The record is from the annotation of a GenBank genome assembly. Lineage: Eukaryota; Fungi; Basidiomycota; Agaricomycetes; Agaricales; Mycenaceae.